UGAAAAAUAACAAUCAAGAUAUAAUUCCUUUUGAUAAAUUUCUAGUGGUUAGAUUAUCGAAAAGAUGGGAUUUCGGGAUUUUUAAAGAUGCGAGAUGGAAAGAUUCUAAAGAGAGAGUUGCAUUAUUAUUUCCGAAAGAAAAUAACCAAUUUUCAAAGGUUAGCGAUGAAAUUUUAAAGUUAAAAGAUUUAAACCAUAACAAUAUAAUCAGAUUUUAUGGAGUAACUUAUGACAAAGAAAAUGAAACAGUAAUGUUUGCAUUGCAACUUACUGCUGAAAGCCUGUGUGAAUAUUUGACCAACCAUUCACAUCCAAUUAAUCAAACUGACAAAUUGAAUACAAUUAAUCAAACUGACAAAUUGAAUAUCGCGAAAGAUGUAGCCAGUGGAUUAGAAUUUUUACAUAAACAUAGCAUAGUCCAGGGAGAUUUA
Messenger RNA from Racocetra persica, 431 nucleotides. The record is from the annotation of a GenBank genome assembly. Lineage: Eukaryota; Fungi; Glomeromycota; Glomeromycetes; Diversisporales; Gigasporaceae.